This is a messenger RNA of Prorocentrum cordatum, 855 nucleotides long. The record is from the annotation of a GenBank genome assembly. NCBI's taxonomy places the organism in Eukaryota, Dinophyceae, Prorocentrales, Prorocentraceae.
AGAGUCGGCAGGCCAAGUUGGCCAUUCUCGCGAGAAAGGUUCUCGCGGGUAUGAGGCCGAGCACUGCGCCGAAUCCCAAGUUUGAGGGGGGCCGGCGAGCGGCCUGAGCUAACAGCCAGGGGCCGCCGCAGGUGCCCAUUGAUAUUUUCCCGGGGCCAGCUCGGCUCCGCACCAAUUCGACGAGGCAGUGCGGCCAGUUGAGCGCCUCGGGCGCCCCGCUCGAGUCGCCUUCGACGAGGCUCGGCCGCCCCCGCUGCCGCCAGGCGCCCCUGCGGGCCUCUGACGCCCGGCGGGCUAGCCGCGCGAGCGGCGCUCCCUCGCGUCGCAGCCGCCCCCGCCAACGAAGCCUGCCCCCCGAUGGCGCUCGCGGUCGUCAGGCUCCUGCUCCUCGCCGCCGUCGUAUCCACGGAGGCCAAGGUCUUUCUGCGCUCUGGGGCCUCCGUGAACGCCACGGCUGCGGGCCCCGCCGCGUUCGCGGGCGACCCGCCGCUGCUGUUCUCGGAGGAGUCCUGCCAGGCGAUGGGCUCCACGAAGGCGAAGCUCGGGGGCCCCGUGCCGCCUGCCGAGGUCGUGCCAGGAUGCACGGAAGUCUGCGACAUGAUCAAGGGCAUGAAGGAGUACUGGAUGACCGGCGGGAUGGCCACCUGGUCGUGCGACGAGGCCAAAAAGUACGGCUGCGUCUGGGGCAGCGGUGCCGAUUUGAAGAACCCCUCGGACAUCGCCUGCUGAGCCCGAGCGUCCCAGUGGUGCCCCGCGUCGCUCGGGGCGCGGGCGCGCCUGCUUCGGGCCCCGCCCUCUGGCAGGACAGGAACGCGGCGGAGACUCGGGAAGGGAAAGGCUCGCUUUACUCGCCCA